Molecule: messenger RNA, 879 nt
Organism: Lathyrus oleraceus (garden pea)
Lineage: Eukaryota; Viridiplantae; Streptophyta; Magnoliopsida; Fabales; Fabaceae
Exons: 3
Coding region: 1-879 (292 amino acids)
Biological process (GO): positive regulation of transcription by RNA polymerase II; cellular response to iron ion starvation
Molecular function (GO): DNA-binding transcription factor activity, RNA polymerase II-specific
Source: RefSeq, a predicted model, not a curated record
AUGCUUCAAUGGAUUCGUAUGAAGGUCGUUAAACUUGGAUUUGAUGUUGUUAUCGGAAGGUCCGAUAAUGAUUCAGAUAGAAGAUGUGCUUUUGUGACAAUGACAUGCGAAAGAAGCGGGAAAUAUAUAACUCCUCUAUGGAAUUUUAAAAGAGAUGACACUGGUUCAAGAAAAUGCGAGUGUUCGUUUAAGGUGCGUGGUUACAUGUUGGCAAACAAAAAUUGGAGAUUUAAUGUGAUAUGUGGUUUGCAUAACCAUGAUUUGUGUGAAAAAUUAGCCGACCAUCCUAGUGUGCGUUGGCUUAUACCAGAAGAGAAGGAAUGCGUUGCUCACAUGACAUUGAACCUGGUUCAACCGAAAAAUAUAAUUGUAACAUUGAAACGGAAAAGGCCUGAAAAUAUAUCAAAUAUUAAGCAAGUGUAUAAUAUUCGGUACCGAACCUGCGAGAAUGGAGUUAUUGUUAGAGAUAUAUUUUGGACUCAUCCUGAUUCCAUAAAAUUGUUCAACACGUUUUCUACUGUGCUCAUAUUUGAUUCAACCUACAAGACCAACAAGCACAAACUUCGAUUAUUAGAGAUGGUUGGUGUUACCUCAAUUGAGAAGACACUGUAUCACAUAACACAGAAUAUGAGAAGUUGGGUUAAACCCGCGGUAAGGACGAAACAAAUAGAGCCUGGAGAUGGAAAAUUGGUGAAAGCGGGUGUGGUUGUUGAAAAAAUAAUGGAUGCAUGGAAUCGUAUAAUAAAUUCUUCCAUAAAAGAACUAUAUGUCGAUUCCGUUAUGCAUUUCAGGAAAGUGUGUGAAAAGUAUCAUGAUUUGUCAAAAUAUGUUGAAAGAACAAUUCUUGACCAGGUGAAGGAGAAAAUUGUUUAUGCAUAG